GAUUCGAGGUGAACGGUGGCAUCGCCUAGGAGAGAAACGUGUUUUCUUCGCUGUCGCUGCUGAAACGCGGGUGGACGCUCGAGGGGACGUGAGUUAUUCGGGGACCGUUGCCUCCGGCAGAUAUGAUAGAGAACCUCGCGGCGAAAUUAUGCCUGCUCUUGUCGGAAAACGCCAGCGCAGCCGAGCAAUGGAAGCUACUUGGGCAGGAGAAGGAUGGCUCGAUACUCAUUGGGUGGGUGGAGGAAUCAGAGAGGGACGGUUCGUGUACGUCGUGCACCGUGGUCGGCCGCUACGACCAGACUGACAAUAAAUUACAGGUGCUGCGCCGCUUCUCGGAGGUGCUGAACAUCGUCCAAGCCACUGUCAACCAGAGUCGCACCCUGAUGGGAUACGUGACGAAGCAGAGGAGUCACCAGGAGACGUCGGUUCCUGCGACGGAGGAUCGCUGCUCGGAUCACGAACACGUGUCCCACGGCGAAUUCUACAGAGUAUACAUUGUAGAGUUGACGACCGACGACGCCAGAGUGCACGAUCUGGAGAUGGAGAGGUCCAAGCAAGUGCGAGUACAAUUUCUGUACAGGGAAAAGGAGCAGCCGGACGUGGACAAGUUUCUGGUGCUGAUACAUCACGAGUGUAUUCUGACGUAUGCUGCCCAUUUCGAUACGUCCGUAAGCCACCCGAGGCCGAUAAAGGAACUGAAAUCCGAAACACUUGUAAAAACGUUCAUGUGGGCCCAGUGGGAUAUGAUUAACCAGGUCCUUUACCACAUACACCAUCGACGAAUUCCCACGAGCGUGGUCACUGAAGACGACGACGAGAAUAAUUCCAGGUCUUCGAAACCGACCCUCAGCGGGCUGCAAUUCCACGACAAUUUGCCUCACGAGACAGUGCUGAAUAUCCCACUAAACUUACCGCUACUGUCGCCGUCCUCUAGCUGCGGCACUUACGAGGACGACGUGAUACCCCUGCGAGUCCACGAUUGUUCCCUAGAUCUCAUAGUGGUGUCCGACACCAAGGGGAUGGUCUGCGUUUGUCACUACUAUCUUUACCGGCCCGUACAGCCGCCGCAGCACGUGCUCAACUCCCUGAACGAGUCCAACACGGUGCACUUCGCGUACUCGGUGACGCUGCUGCAUCACAGUUGCGUGAUCCACUGCGUUAUACCGGGCAUCUCGUGGUCGCGCGCCAAGCUGAUGAGGCCGACCUUCGCGAUCUACGAGAGCCACCAUAUGAUCGUGUUCGUGCCGGGGCUGUUCGCGCACCUCCUCGAGAUCGGCGUGAACCACGAGCCCUGCUGCCACAUACUGUGCGGCCCGCCACCGUCGAUUCCAUCCCGCGUCUCUUAUCUGGUGCCGUUGUUCGACCUGGACAAUGCUAACAAAGCCGCAAGAAGAAACUCGCACCAUAAUACAGACGGCAAGGGCAGUUCGGAGGGGAAUAAUUUGCUCGCGAAUUCCAACGCGAGUAUACUGACGAUAGAUUUGCCCACCUUGGACCUCGUGCAGUUGACGAUCCCCCCGGACUUUCUCAUUGAGGUUUUUCGCAAAGAGACCUCGGCGGAGAUCCGCUUGGGGAUACUCCAUUAUUUUCUCUGCCACAAAAACGACAUGGAAACAAUCGCGGAGCUGAUGUCCAUCGUCGCGGAGAAGCCCCGCUCCCUGGAUAUCCCGCGCUUUAUGCAGGAAAUCCUCAUAGGCAACUCUUACGCUUUAGUGCAGAAGAAUCUCCUCGCGGAUACCGUCCCCUUGCUGUCACUGCUGCCCGUUACCACCAUCGGGGAUUACAUGACGUUCGAUAUAAAGAUGAACGAUCUGGAUAUCACGCUGAGCCACGAGAAACUCUGGAACACGUCGGUAAUGUUGCUCUCGCCGCAGCAAAGGCUCGUUCCUUAUCGUAGCGAUUUGUGGACUAGAUUGUGGGAUCAGUUGAGUAAAAAUGGUAGCGACAAGCUGAGAUUCAGACCUAGUAAUAUCGCGGAGAAACUGUUGGUUUCUUUAGCUUGUUAUCAGCCAGAAGCGUUGUCCAGAUGCAGCACUCCGAUGUCUCCAAGUGGAGGAUUUGUUGCAAUGCCGCUUGGAGACUUCAUGGGCAAUCGAAACAUCAAGUUGGACUCGGGCCUACCGUUUAACGAGACGGAGAGCUGCACCGCCUCGAAGCAGGAGCACAUUGUGUCCGUUAAUUUGCGGGAACUUUCGAUGUAUCUUCUAAAGAACGGCACGCACACGUCGACCAUGUACACGCGUGGUUCUUGCACCCCGUUGCACGUUCACGCCAUGGCCACGAGAUACGUGGCCGCGCAGUUGGAAGCUUCGCGUAUAUUGUGUCAAAUACUUUGCAGAGCAGCCGGCGUUGACCCGAGAAUCGAGCAGGAACGUGGCUUCAGUCUCGUAGACCAGUUGGACGAAGCGAGACGAUGGUUAUUGUUUAUGCUCUUGCAGCGAUAUAGGUACGCCAUAGAGAGCAUCGCUUUCCCAGCACCGCAGGGAUUCGCGUCGUUUUUCACUUACCUCGGCUACCGUACUCUCAAAUACUCAAUGUUUCUGCAGUACAUUGAACGCUCGGUGUUUGAACUUCAAGUGGACGUCACCAAGAUUAUCUUAGCUGAUAUCAGCGAUACGAAAGAAAAUGUCGUUCAGAAAUUGAAGUUGCUGUCCUUGCUGCCACGGUCUCGCGCAAAGAGACUUUUGAAUCAAUGGCUGCAUCCAGUUAGCUUAAUGUUGCGAGCCAGAGAACACGCUGCCAACAUUCUGUGCGGCGAGGUGUCCCAGAGUCGAACCGGCAGUCGGACUUUACAACACCGUAAUCAUCAUAACAGCUUGGCGGCGUUUCCUUCGGCAGAUCGUUUGUCACCACUGGACACCUUUUUGGAUUUACUUACUGCGAAAGCUAGUCUUGCAGAAUUGGAUUUCGGGCUGUUGAUAGAAGCGACAGUAACAUCUACCGAGGACUUUCUCUAAUAGAAAUUAAGUUUAGCGUAAUAAUCGUAAAACGCCUUUUAACUACGUCGACUCGUUCAGUGAUUACUGAAAGCAAAUGCAGUGAUUGGGCGGCAAAUUCACGUAGGAUCUGUACGCAUCUGAGAUCCUACUUUAAACUUUAAUAAUUCUUAAAUCUUCUGUAUCUAGGUAUUAAAUUCUUUAGUUAAGAGGGGACAAGAAGUACUUACAUUACCAUAAAUAAUUUGUAUUUCAACAAGAAUCUCCAAAGUAGAGCAAGUGCCAUUGCAGUUACCAUUAGCGAUUACUUUAAUCGAUGAUUUUGGUCGAUUUUUAGUCGAUAAGUGAAAGUAACAGGAAUCCAGUUACUUGGCACGCUUAUCUAACAAUAGGUACUGCAUAUUGCAGAUAUUUAUGAUCGCGUUUUGCAACUUUUCGCCUUUCGUGCGAACAAUUUUCUUUCGCGUGGACCAUCAGAGAAUGAGAAAUAGAGAGUGUGAGGGUAAAUAGUGAUUUUUUUUUAUCAUCUAUGAAAAAGCGUUUGUGCUAUUGUUACUUUGUCCUUUUUAUAUUUUUGUCAGCACGUUCCUGCGUGAGUGUAACAAGCGCGGGAGAGAAGGACUUGGGCAAUCGAGUAAACCGUAAUAUUAAGUCAAUAUUUCGUUGGUGCACAUCUUUUAUAUGUGAUUUGAUAUUGUCAAUUUAGUAUCUCAAAGACAUGUGAUAUAGCGAAUUAUACAUAUUUGCGACCAGCAUGAUUUGUCUAUUAUCGGUGUAUUGUACAUUAAUACAUGUUGUUGCAUUCGUUGUUAAAUUUAACGUCUUAGGAUUAAUUGUUUAAUAUAAAAAAAAAUGUGGUACCCCUGACUUCACGUAUCGGCGGGGAUUAUUAUAAAAUGUGAAUUUUAAGGAUGAAUGCCGAGCACAAAAUUUGUCAAUAAAUAAAAGGCAAAUUAUAGUAAAAAUUGUCUUCGUGUGUCGUUUUAUAUUUUACUUAUUGUUAGAGGUGUAAGACGCGAAGAAAACUCUAUUGUUAAAAUAAUUUCCCCAAGUUGUAAUUUAACGAUUGAACGGCUUUUCAUUAAAUUUAUAUAACGAAA
This is a messenger RNA of Vollenhovia emeryi, 4036 nucleotides long. RefSeq names its product protein pigeon (gene pigeon). The transcript has 10 exons. Gene Ontology annotation, biological process: positive regulation of amyloid-beta formation. The coding region runs from base 123 to 2957 and encodes 944 amino acids. NCBI's taxonomy places the organism in Eukaryota, Metazoa, Arthropoda, Insecta, Hymenoptera, Formicidae. Gene Ontology annotation, cellular component: trans-Golgi network. The record is from RefSeq and is a predicted model, not a curated record.